Molecule: messenger RNA, 522 nt
Organism: Meloidogyne enterolobii
Lineage: Eukaryota; Metazoa; Nematoda; Chromadorea; Rhabditida; Meloidogynidae
Source: the annotation of a GenBank genome assembly
AUGCAUAGAAUACAACAAAAUAAACCAACAACAACAAUUAUCGACAAUAUUUCAUUAAAAUCUAAUCAAACAACUCAAAGUAAUAAUCAACUAAAUAAUUCUUCCUCUCCUUCAAUACCAAAAAGAAGAACAUCUGGAAGUACUGGGGGAAUACAAAAAAGAAGAAAAAAAGAAAAUAUUUUGAAUGUUCCAGAACCUCCCCCAAGACAUUCUUCGGGCGAUUUGGUGGCAAUUAAAGAAAAAGAAAUAAAUAAAAAUGCUCAACUUUUAUUACAUUCAUUUGGACGUCCUUUAAAUUCAGAAGAAUUAAAUAAUAAAAUUUUAGAAGAAGAAGAACAAAAUAAUAAUUUACAAAUUAAAAAUAAAAAACAAAAAAAUAUCAAUUGUGAUUCUCCUACAAAUAUUGUUGGAACAUCUACUUCUGAUUAUCUUACAAUGAAACCUGUACAUAGAGCUAAACCUUUUAAAUUAGGAAAUGAAAUAGAAAAAGGUUUUGAAAAAAUAAAUGAACAUUUAUUUUAA